AGCUCAUUAACUUCUCCAGAAACUGAACCUGGCUGAUGGAGGCUUUUUGCGGUGCUUCUGACUGAGCCCAGCCCAGUUUGAUGAACUUGUUGUCGAUGUCGGCUGUAGGAUUUUCCCUGGGACACCCACAACAGGCGAUACAUCACAAUCACGCCCCCACAAGAGCAAGCUUCUGAUUGGUUAACGUGGCGCGAAUGUGUAUUGUAGUUUAGAUUUUUCGAACUCAAGUGAUUCGCGCAAAACACGUUAAGCAUUUCAAACUCGCAAAACGCUCAAUUCGGGCCGCGCCAUUCGUGCAAUUUGCGCCGCACAAUGUCUAUACGCGCGUUUGCAUUGAUUUAACAUGUAAAUCACUCGCGCUUGAUGCGCGUUCCGCGCCUGUUGUGAAUGCAGCAUAACAAUCACUUAGUGUGAACUAUCGAAGACACAAUCUGCGAGAAUCAUCAAUGGGUCGCCAACAGUGCAUCACAAUGCAUUUGCUACACAAGACAUUCGAUUAUCAUUCAAACAAUUUACGUUUAUAUUAUAUACUCAUGUAGUAUUUAUAUAUUAAUUAAUGUAAAGGAUGAAGGAAAAUGACGACUUUUACCAAUAGAUGUUCUUUAGUUAAUCAAAACAUAAUUUUAAUAAUAAUUGGCGGUUCAUUCCUCUGUGGCGACCCGAGAUUAGUAAAGGGACUAAGCUGAAAAGAGAAUGAAUGAAAAAUUGCCACGUAAUACGAUAUGUCAAACAUUGUACUUCAAAAUAAAGGUUUUCUUUUAAUAACAUUUACCUGUCAAUGUUUGAUUUGACUCGUCCAAUUAGAAUUACGCACCAUCAUCAUGAAAUAACUUCACUGUCUUUUAAGUGAGGGUUUUUGUUCUGGCUCAACAAAAUGCCUCCUAUUAAGGUGUUUUUCUGAUGUUCUACCCUGGUACAAAUGCGUGAAGGAGAGCAGUUCCAGCAAAUCAUCAGAGAUACCCUAAGCCUAAUGCAUAUUGAAUGUUGCAUAUUAAUUUUAUGUUUGUAAAUAUAUUCUAACCUUUAUUUUACCAAGUAAAACACAUUGAGAUUAAAAAUCUCUUGUACAAGAGCGUCCUGGCCAAGAUUAGGCAGUACACAUAAAUCAUUUUGUGAUCUAGAAUAUAUUAUAUAAAAUACACACUUUAUUACAUAAUAGAUUUAUUUAGAUUAAUUUAUCGAAUUAGUCAAUUCAUUUCAAAGCGAUGACUUUUAUUCUGAAUUGGACUGUGACGUCAUUAGCAUAUGCGCCGCGCUCCGGCGUCUGUUGUGAUUCGGCUGAGAAAAGAAAAACUCUGAAGUUCCAUGUGACGCUAUAUUAAAGAUGGCGUUUAUUAAAGAGGAGAGUGAAGACGUGAAGAUUGAAGAAACAUUCACACAUGAAGACAUCAGGAUUGCUGAAGUGUUCUCGCUGAAACAAGAAGAUCCCGAGGAACAAACAGAUCUGACUGCCGUAAAGGAAGAACCGACUGAGCAGAUUAAGGAAGAACAAGAGUUCAAAACUGAAACCGAAGACUCAGAGACCGAAAAAAGAGACCAAAAGAGUGAUUUCUCGUGCCGACUCUGUGGAAGGAGUUUCAGUAGCAAAAAAAACCUUAAGGUCCACAUGAGAAUCCACACCGGAGAGAUGGCGUGCAAACAGUGCGGUAAGGUAUACAGUCGAAAACACAACCUCAAAAAGCACAUAUGCCGACACAUCUGCAGCACAUGUGGAAUGAGCUUCACGCACAAGACGAGACUCGACGUCCACAUGAGAAUUCACACCGGAGAGAAGCCCUUCACAUGCAGCGAGUGCGGCGUGAGCUUUAAGCACAAGCAGACUCGCAAAAUCCACAUGAGGAUUCACACCGGAGAGAAGCCGUACACGUGCGCUGAAUGCGGAGCCAGUUUUGGGUACAGCCGAAGUCUCAAAGACCACAUGAGAGUUCACGCCGACGUGAACCCCUACACCUGCCACCACUGUGGAAAAGAAUUCUGCCGAAAAGGAUACCUAAACAUCCACAUGAAGAUUCACACCGAAGAGAAGCUUUUGUCCUGCCAGCACUGUGGAAAGUGUUUCUCGUAUCAAAAUGAACUGAAAGAGCAUUCGCUAACUCAUUUCGACUUCUAAGAGGUUUACUUAAAGACAUGACUUGCAGAUUAAUAUGGAGAAAAAAAUGUAUUAGGCCUAAUUAAAUUUUUAAAAAGGCAUAACAGUAAACCAGGGUUUUCAAAAAGCACUUGGAAGCCCCUCAGCUCUAUUUUCACACUUAUUUAAAGGGGACCUAUUAUGCUUAUUUUUACAAGAUGUGAAGUCUCUGAUGUCCCUAGAGAGAGUGUGUGUGUGAAGUUUCACCACAUUAAAUAAUGUCUUAUAACUCUUUAA
Danio rerio (zebrafish) is the source of this 2365-nucleotide messenger RNA. The record is from RefSeq and is a predicted model, not a curated record. Lineage: Eukaryota; Metazoa; Chordata; Actinopteri; Cypriniformes; Danionidae.